This is a messenger RNA of Magallana angulata, 1797 nucleotides long. RefSeq lists its product as uncharacterized. Lineage: Eukaryota; Metazoa; Mollusca; Bivalvia; Ostreida; Ostreidae. Bases 69 to 1001 code for a protein of 310 amino acids. The transcript is spliced from 2 exons. The record is from RefSeq and is a predicted model, not a curated record.
AAAUUAGAAAACAGUUCCACCAGUUCUUGGUCCUCCUCAGAGAGGCAGGAUUGGGACAGCUUAUCACCAUGGCGGGAUUGGACCACAAGGAAUCUCCGUUCUCCCAGGGGCUGGCCCACACCAAGCAGCAGUCCGCCCAGAGAACCACUAAACCGCUGUACACCUCCAGCCCUUCAAAGAUCCCCACCCGCCCCGCAAAGCCCACAAUGAAAGCUUCCUACUUUGGUGAUAUCUCGGCUGUAGGGAGGGUGGGUACCUCUGCUUCAGGACCUAAGGGUGGAGAUAGCGAUGCCAACUUGUCCGCCUUCGACAAGAAAUUUCGAGAUUUCCACGACGGGUCUUUCAUUAACGAGGAAAAGUACAUGAGGAAUGUUGAUCCCACCAUGGAAGGGGAAUACCAGGACAGUAGUUAUGAUCGUGGGCCGAUGAAGAAAGACGAACUGUACGAGAGGAUUCUUCACGAGACGAGCGGAAUGUUUUCCCACAUGGGACAGGACAACUCCACCGUGGCGGACAUUUUUCCACCCAAAGAUAUAAGCCAGUCGGAAAAGAUGGACUUUUCCACCAAAGGGAGGGUUUCUCCAAGAGACAAAUCAGGGGAGCAGAACGGGAAAAAGCACGGAGAGGCGAGAAAAGACAGCAAGACGGAUCUGUUUUCCGAGGACCAUUCUCGCGGAUUACGAGAGGAAAUACUACAAGAUCUGCCUGAAUUCGAAACCAGCGAGACUGAAGUCUCUGAAUUACCCAGCAGGCCAAAGCCUCAGCCCAGGGGCAGGAAGCUCAGUGACGACGACAGCAGGGCUCGCUCAAAGCGAGACAAUCUGAGCGAGAAGGAAUCUCCGGAGCACAAGUCACGGAUGAGCGAUUACAACUAUAGCAUGGACAGUUUCGAUCAGUCUUACAUCAGUGAGAGAGGUGAACUUGUACAGGAUCUGAACCUGCUGGAGAGUAGGGGAUCACCUACCCCCGAAUUCAUUGACAGUGAGAAUGAGGACUUUUGAUUGGGCAGUGGGAUUUUUUUCAUCCCACCCCUUUUAAAUGAUUGACAGCAAGUUCAAAAUAGAGACAUAGUGAUUGACGACAAAAUUUGACUGUUUUAUAUAGUUUAAGGGUUACUUAAAGAGGAUGUACACAUGUACUAUGAGAAUGGAAAGGAAUGAAUAUGUUCUGUAAAUCUUUGUAGAUAUACAAUUUAUGAUUAUGAAAAACUAAUCUACAUAUGUAGAAUGUGCUUGUAAGAGAGAACAAGACAACCUUUUUGCAGACUACAAAACCUAAGUUUGUGUUGAAUGCAUUAUCACAGAGGAAGGGAGAUAACCUUAUCUUAUCUGUAUAGAUGGAUCUACCGUGUACUAAUUUUUUUCAAUACAUGGUAGCAUUGUCAUUUUUUUUGGUUUAACUUUUAUAAAAUGUAAAUAUUAGUACUCAUUUGAUCCGUCCAUGUUUUUCACUGUGAACUGUAUAGUUUUGUGCAGAAAUGCACCUAUUUUACAGGAAACUGCUUUUGUUUUCAAAUAUUGAAAAACAAAAAAUGUACAUUUUAUUUUUUUACAAGCUUGCCUCUGUAUAAAGAUCUGAAUAAGUUAAAUUUUUUUUUGUCUUUUGCAAAAAAACGAAUUUUCUUCUUAUUUAUUUAUUAACUUCUAAAUGCAUGUAAAUGUAUUUAUUUAUUUUUGAUGUUUCUUUUAUGCAUUUAUCAUUUUGAUAAUUUUUUCUCUUGCAACAUGUUCAUGUAUAUCUCCCCCUAACUUAGACAUUAUUGUAGAUGUUAUGCAAUAAAAGGAAAUUAAACCACAA